CUUAAUUAACCAAUUGAUGAUUAGUAGUUAGAAUGGCAGAAUUAGGGGAGGAGUUAGCGAUGACAAGUUCAAAAAUAAUUUUGCGUUCAUUGCAGUCUGUGCUAUUUUACUAAAAAGAUGGGGAAAGGUUUACCUAACAGUAAUUUAAGAUACAUAGUUAAUAGAAGUAAUACACCUAACGAGUUAGCAAAAGAGAAUUCAUUUGUGAGUAUAAACGAGACAAAUGUCAAUAUCACAGUUAAACCAUCUGGGUCACCACAUUGUACCAAGGUUGUGAUCGGACUAGUUGUAGCUGGAAUUGUUGCAGUUGGAGUAACAGUGGCGCUGGUCGUCGUUUUAACAAAAAAAGGCGAUGACGGAGAGAAAACGACAGCUUUAUUAGAAUGUGUGUAUAUUUUUCAAGUUUUACCAAGUGAAACGCCACAAACAACUACCAGACCUGUUACAUCAACGACCACGAUACCGGAAAAAGCAAGCACUUCCUCAGGUUUACCAAGUGAAACGCCGGAAACAACAACAGUAACCAGACCUGUUACAUCAACGACCAUGAUACCGGAAAUAACAAGCACUACUUCAGAGAAUGGAGAAGGCUUCUGGUCUGCUUGGGGAGACUGGACACAAUGUACAGCUACAUGUAACUCUGGGAUCCACAAACGUUAUCGGAGUUGUAAUGGACAAGACUCAACAGAAUGUGUAGGCGAUUUCGUUGAGACUGAAAUCUGUGUAGAAACUGUAUGUCCGGUGUGUGGAAAAUGGACAACGUGGGGUUCCUGGGGUAGUUGUGACGUCACUUGUGGCGGUGGAACACAGUCUCGAACAAGAACAUGCUCUAAGACUGACUCUGCAGAUCUUGAUUGUGUCGGAAAUAAUGCGCAAGAAAAGAACUGUUCCGAAUGGGAAUGCCCAGACUGUUCCAGAGAAUGUACAGUAGGAGUCCUAAACACGGAUUGUGAUACAUGUCUUUGUGAUGGUAUGGUCAUUACGGGAAGGGUUCGCGCUGUCUCAACGGGCAACCCAAUCAGCAAUGCGGCAUUGUACGCAAGCACUGCACCGACCAAGCUUAUAGCCCAGAGUAAUUCGACCGGCUUCUUCUCAUUAGACGCUAUGUGCACAUCGACAGAGCUUCUAAUUAUACGAAACGGUUUCGUUGACAUCACUGUGGUAGUCAGCGACAACAACAUAGAAAUAAACAUGACCAAAAUAGUGUUGCCAUACCUGACGGAAACGCCACAGGCAAAGAAAAGAUUGUCAGGAGAAAAUGUUACACUCUGUUGUGAAGCAGUUGCCAGUCCUCCGAUAGAUUAUUAUGAAUGGUUCAAAGAUGAUUUACUAUUAGACGUGACCCUGUAUCAAGAUGGCAACAAGCUGAGUCUGUCUGAUUUGACCACAACCGAUAGCGGAAGAUACCAGUGCAGAGCUAACAGUCCAGCAGGAGCUAUCAUGUCACCUGCUGCAACAUUGCGUGUAAAAGAGGAAUCAAAUGAUUUCUGUGCGGAUGCAUUACAACAAAAGACAGUCGCUUUACCUGAUGAUUGUGUCCAAGCUAGAACAAAUACCGCAACGUACGAAGUUGGGGAAUGCAUUUCAAAGAGCUGCAGAGAAAAUUCGACAACUGAUUUUGGAACAUGUCGUGAAGACGUUUCCUCAUGCUGCACAAUUGGCGAAGCAGUUCUUGAAACGGUGCAAUGUUCUGGAUAUGAACUUGAGUUGGUUGUUAUUAAGUCAUGCAGCUGUGCUGCAUGCAGUUCGAAUUCCCUAACAAUUUCUGGAACAGCACUUGGAGUUGAAGAUGGAUCACCGCUUAAAUAUGGGGAAGUCUGGGUGAAUGGUAUAUUCACAACAUAUACUAGUAUAACAGGGGAUUUCAGUUUUGUUGUUUCUAAAACGUCGCCAAAGGUAAUAAUUAAUUUAAAAGAUACUUAUUUCCGACAAUUUCUUCCAGCAAUAAAAUCAGUUGAAGUCAACGAUGAAAUGAGUGGUGUACUUCGUGUAGAUAUUGGUAUGAUACAGGCUGUAGAACCAGUUGAAAUUGAUUCAUCUACUGAAAACACCCUAGUUGCGGGCGCUUCCAGCGAUAAUACAACCACGCCAAUCGUCCAAAUAUCUAUUCCAGCAAAUGCAUUCUACUAUCAAGACGGCACGCAGUAUAACGGAACUGUAGAAGCAAGUCUCACGUUUUUGGAUCCUACUAAUACUUCGGUUCUCAGUAAUAUUCCCGGUACGUUCGAAAUUGUCAAUGAAGAAGGGCAGACGGCGAAUCUUGCAUCAUUAGCGGUCUUCAACCUUUAUUUCGAAGAUUCGUCAGGGCAACCUCUUAUUUUAGAUGAAGUCGUGGACUUGUAUCUUCCGUUAGAACUAGGCGAAAGCGUUACAGACCAGGAUAUAAAAUUAUGGAGGAUGAAUACUGAAACCGGAAUAUGGGAAUAUGUUACGCCUGGGUCAGGAACAAGAAGACGGAAACGACAAAACACAGCUCUUUGGAUUGGUGAAAUUGAUUGGUCCAGUGUGACAGACCAGGAUUGGUAUAAUUACGAUUAUGUAUACACUUUAACUGACAGACCGUGUUAUUUUAAAGUUCGUCUUUUCACAGACCAACAAUUUACAGCACAAGUUCCAAACCCUGAAAGAUAUAUUGAGGUAGAUUACCACAUUCUUAAAGAUUCCACGCUAUUAACUAUCAGUGAUUAUCUGUACUAUCCUGAAAAUGAAUGCAUUAAUGCUGUUUGUGAAGAUGAUAAUGCAUACAUAAGUCUGUAUUAUUACGGAAGAAAUGGUUAUGAUUCUCUUUAUGCUGGACCGCCUGAAAUAGGGUCAAGCAGCCAUUAUUAUGAAAUAAUGGAUAAUGACAAAGUUCUGAAAAUCCAAAUGUCUUCUUCAAAUAAUGGACCUUUCUACAAUGAUCGGACACAAUGUCUAGCCUCAUCCUCGAACAACUAUCACCUGAAGUAUCAUUACGGAAUGACGUCUGAAGCUUUCACAUACAUGAAAACAUUUACUUUCAGUCCAAGUUUAGGGAUACCGGAGUCAAUAAGGAUCAGUCAGAGGACGUGGUAUCCAGACCGUUCAUUUGAAGGCUACAGAGUAUGUUUCAUGAAAGUACGCCUUUUGUUUGAAGACGGACUAUUUUUAUCACCUGGCCAAUACAUCAAACUGAAGGCAACAAGCUACGGCGGCACAAACGAUGAAAUAAAAGACUUUAUUCUUGGUAUCCGAGAGCAUGACGUUACAAAUGUCACAGAGAAUUCUUCGAUUUGUAUCGAAUAUAAAUGCAGUGGAACCAUAGAUCCAAUGUUUGAUGAACAAUCUGAUUACACAAGAGUAGUGCUGACACUAGUUUAUCCAACCAGCGAAAUGGAAUGUAACGUAACAGGAGAAGCAGACUUUCUGUCUUCUGAUGCUACUUCUCUAAAUGAGGCCCAGAUUGGAAUGACAAAUGGCACUUACGAAAUAUAUGCACCGACAGUAUACACACCAGAUAUUGGUCUAUACUCGGCCACUAGUGACAUGUUAGAUAUCGACAGCGCCUAUACCACGGCAGAAGGUGAAUGCCGAUCAGGAGAACCACAAAAUAUUGAUGAUGAUAACCCGGAAACUGGGGUGGCAGUAACGUUUACAUUUAAAAACAGAUGUUUAUACUGGUGGUUAUGGUUUUAUAAUUUUUGUUAGUUUGAAUAGAAUACUGUUUGUACAGAGUAUCCUCCUGGGCAUCAUCAAAUCACAUACUUUUCUUGAUAAAGUGUAAAACUCCUAUCACGUCUGUUAGUGAAACACUUUGUUUAACAGAGUCGAGAAGGUAGUGCUGCAUUGCAUAUAUCAAAUAUGUUUCGUUUCUUAAAGCAGAUGAUAUCGCUCUUACAAACUGCGAUGUGUUGAAUCAAACAUUGAUAAACUAAAGAUAACCAUAAUACCAUAAUAUAUAAGAAUGACGUAAACUCGGCUAGUGCAGACUUCAAUAAUGAUUGUCACAAAUGCCUCUACAAAUACGCUGUGUGGAAGCAUCCAUCCGGUAUCGUGUAAAAUCGAUGUAAAAAUGUACAAUUUGAAAAAAAAAAAAAAAAAAAAAAAAAAAAAAAAAAAAAAAAAAAAAAAAGAAAAAAAAAAAAAAAAAAAAAACAAAAAACAAA
This is a messenger RNA of Mercenaria mercenaria, 4124 nucleotides long. RefSeq names its product cartilage intermediate layer protein 1-like. The record is from RefSeq and is a predicted model, not a curated record. The transcript has 9 exons. NCBI's taxonomy places the organism in Eukaryota, Metazoa, Mollusca, Bivalvia, Venerida, Veneridae. The coding region runs from base 118 to 3666 and encodes 1182 amino acids.